This is a messenger RNA of Gadus morhua (Atlantic cod), 1320 nucleotides long. Its product is annotated as 1-acylglycerol-3-phosphate O-acyltransferase ABHD5-like. The record is from RefSeq and is a predicted model, not a curated record. Gene Ontology annotation, biological process: phosphatidic acid biosynthetic process; negative regulation of triglyceride storage; lipid homeostasis. Bases 37 to 969 code for a protein of 310 amino acids. The transcript has 6 exons. NCBI's taxonomy places the organism in Eukaryota, Metazoa, Chordata, Actinopteri, Gadiformes, Gadidae. Gene Ontology annotation, molecular function: carboxylic ester hydrolase activity; lysophosphatidic acid acyltransferase activity. Gene Ontology annotation, cellular component: mitochondrion; lipid droplet.
GUCAGUGUGUCUGCGAUCACAUGUUCGUGAGGAAGAAUGGCUGAUAUAACAACUAAACAGACAGGCUUCAGAGUUCUGCUUCAGCGCAUUCUGACGUUUUUCGGUGUCCACAGUCUUUAUAGCGGUGUGUUGGGGAUCGUGGAUUCAACACUGAGGUCGCUGUGGAUUCCCAACUGGCUGCCGGCAUGGUGCCCCACCUCCGAGAGCCAGCUGAGGGCUGCCGAGGACCGGAUGCUGCGCUGUAUAGAAGGCCGGCUGUCCAAACAGUUUGUCGACGUCGGCAACGGCAACCAGUUGUGGACGCUAGCCGUGGACGGUAGCGUCGCCGCAGACGCCCCCGCCGCCUGCCAUCACAAGACCCCCGUGGUGCUUCUCCACGGCUUUGGCGGCGGCGUGGGGCUCUGGGCCCUCAACCUGGACGCCCUGUCCCGGAGGGGGCGGAGUGUCUACGCCCUGGACCUGCUGGGCUUCGGCCAGAGCAGCCGGCCCUGCUUCCCCGCGGACGCAGAGGCAGCGGAGGCCCUGUUUGUGGACGCCAUAGAGCGCUGGAGGGCCCAGCUGGGCCUGGAGGCCAUGAUCCUGCUGGGGCACAACCUUGGGGGAUACCUGGCCGCGUCCUACGCCCUCAGACACCCCAGAAGGGUGAAGCACAUAGUGCUGGUGGAGCCCUGGGGUUUCCCAGAGCGCCCGGCCAUGUCUGACCAGGACCGGCCCGUCCCAGUGUGGAUCAAGGCUCUGGGGGCCAUGCUCAGCCCCUUGAACCCUCUGGCGGGGCUGCGGAUGGUGGGACCCCUAGGUCUCACUCUAGUCCAGACCCUGCGGCCAGACUUCAAGAAGAAGUUUGCGUCCAUGUUUGUUGACAACACAGUCUCGGAGUACAUCUAUCACCUCAACGUCCAGGCACCAAGGUACAUCUCUCUUGCUUCUCCUCUCAUCUCUUCCUCUUUCGGCUUUCAAUCCCUAUCCUAACUCCAGAACUCAAACUUGGCCUCAUGUAACUCAGUAUCAACCGUCAACAACAAUGAAAUAUUCCUGGUGAAAUUGAUGGAUGGCACUGGGUUCUUCGGUGGCCAGUACACAAUCCACCUUGUUCGUUUAAAGCUGCUGUAGGUAAGAGUUUCAAAGAGAGGGAGGGCCGUAAAUUACAACGCCAGUGUGUGCGUGUGUGAUUGACAGGCAAGAUGGAUUCCUCCACCCAUUGAGGGAAGAGAAUCUCGACUGUCUAUAAUUAUAUCUGAAGGAUGGCUAUGGCAUUUCAAACAAAUGACACUCUUAAAUCUUACCUACAGCGUCUUUCUAUCCAAGCCCACCAACCCCUUU